Macrosiphum euphorbiae (potato aphid) is the source of this 744-nucleotide messenger RNA. The record is from the annotation of a GenBank genome assembly. NCBI's taxonomy places the organism in Eukaryota, Metazoa, Arthropoda, Insecta, Hemiptera, Aphididae.
AUGUUCAAGUUCAAUUUUAAUGCAGAUGAGUUUGAUGCUUCUGAAUCUAAAGAAAAUGAUGACCAUGUGGUCAAAACAGAAGAAUUAACUAAUUCUUAUCCAUUAGCCACUUUGCCAUUCACAGAAUUGAUCAUUGGAGAUAAGUCAUUAAAACUAAUUCAAGAAUUUCCUAAUACAUACAAUUCGGAUCUCAUUCCUGGCACUUAUGAAGGAGGAUUUAAACUUUGGGAAUGUACUCUUGAUCUCUUAGAAUAUCUAAGCAAUAACACCAUGUACUGUAAAGAAAAAUCAGUCUUAGAUUUAGGCUGUGGUACGGGCCUUUUAGGAAUUUUUACACUGAUUUCUGGAGCUCGGAAUGUCGACUUUCAAGAUUUUAAUAAAGAUGUAUUAACCAAUACAACUAUGAAUAAUGUAUUAGUAAAUUGUAAAGACAGGUUAAAAGUUUGCAAGUACUAUUCAGGUGAUUGGAAAUCAUUUACUACAUUUAAUGAAGAUACCUAUGAUCUCAUUUUGACAUCAGAAACUAUAUACAAUGUAAACAACUAUACGAAGCUUAUCAAAUUAUUUGAAAAUAAAUUAAAACCAUCUGGAAGUAUUUUAUUAAUUGCCAAAAAUUAUUAUUUUGGUGUUGGUGGUUCAAUUACUGAAUUUUUAAAUUGUUUAAAAUCUUCUAAAAUGAAUUCGGAUAUUGUUUGGACAAGUACAGACGGAGUAAAAAAAACUUUGCUCAAUAUACAUUUUUGA